This is a messenger RNA of Hemicordylus capensis (graceful crag lizard), 4901 nucleotides long. It is a transcript of the gene DCTN1, whose product is annotated as dynactin subunit 1. The transcript is spliced from 32 exons. NCBI's taxonomy places the organism in Eukaryota, Metazoa, Chordata, Lepidosauria, Squamata, Cordylidae. Gene Ontology annotation, biological process: nuclear migration; establishment of mitotic spindle orientation. The coding region runs from base 255 to 4094 and encodes 1279 amino acids. Gene Ontology annotation, cellular component: spindle pole; axon; kinetochore. The record is from RefSeq and is a predicted model, not a curated record.
GCGAGCGAGUCUCCAUCAGCUGGGCUGCAUUUCUCUGUCUGGGCGGCGGAAGGAAGGAAGGAAGGAAGGAGAGACCCCCGGGGAAGAGGGCUCCCUGCGGCUCAGGGCGGGGGCCUCUGGGCUGCCGCCUCCUCCCUCUGCACCGCAGCAGUCCGAGCCUUCUUCCCGCUCAGGGAGCCCCUGGCCCUGAGCUAAGGGCCGCCUUUCCAGGAGGGCUUCAAGGGGAGGGGAGAGGCGGCGGCAGCGGCAGCAGCAUGGCCCAGACCAAGAGGCACACGUACAGCCGGGCAUCCAGCGCCAGGAUGAGUGUGGAAGUGAGCGGCAAGCCCCUCAAAGUGGGCUCUCGAGUGGAAGUCAUUGGGAAGGGCUACCGGGGGACCGUGGCCUACGUUGGCGCCACAUUGUUUGCCACGGGCAAAUGGGUGGGCGUCAUCCUGGAUGAAGCGAAAGGCAAGAAUGACGGCAGCGUGCAGGGCCGGAAGUACUUUGCCUGCGAGGAGAACCACGGCAUCUUUGUGAGGCAGUCACAAAUCCAGGUUUUUGAUGACGGCGCAGACACAACGUCCCCAGAAACGCCAGAGUCUUCAGCCUCAAAGGUCCCCAAGAGAGAUUCAUCUGAAGGUCCCAAGGCCAGCAAACUGCGUGGAGUGAAGCCUAAAAAGCAGGCCGCAGCCACACGGAAGACCACCACCAGGCGGCCCAAGCCCACCCGGACUGCCAGUUCAGCAGCCUCCAGUGGCACCGCAGGGCUCUCCGGCUCAGCCUCGGCCUCGGCUGGCGAGAUGAGCAGCAGCGAGCCAAGUACGCCUGCGCAGACCCCACUGGCUGCCCCCGUUGUCCCGACCCCAGCUCUGGCCUCUCCAGUGGCACCUCCCGCAAUCCUGUCACCUACCAAGGAGGAGGAGAACUUGCGUGCUCAGGUGCGAGACCUGGAGGAGAAACUGGAAACCCUCAAGAUGAAGCGGAAUGAGGACAAGGCCAAGCUGAAGGAGCUGGAGAAGUACAAGAUCCAGCUGGAGCAAGUCCAGGAGUGGAAGAGCAAAAUGCAGGAACAGCAGGCUGAGCUCCAGAAGCGCCUGAAGGAGGCCAAGAAGGAAGCCAAGGAGGCCCUGGAGGCCAAGGAGCGCUACAUGGAGGAGAUGGCGGACACGGCUGACGCCAUCGAGAUGGCCACUCUGGACAAGGAGAUGGCGGAGGAGCGGGCAGAGUCGCUGCAGCAGGAGGUGGACUCCCUGAAGGAGAAGGCGGACUACCUCACCAUGGACCUGGAGAUCCUGAAGCACGAGAUCGAGGAGAAGGGUUCAGACGGGGCUGCCUCCAGUUACCAGGUCAAGCAGCUUGAAGAGCAGAACGCCCGGCUGAAGGAGGCCCUUGUGAGGAUGCGGGACCUGUCUGCUUCGGAGAAGCAGGAGCAUGUGAAGCUUCAGAAGCACAUGGAGAAGAAGAACUCGGAGCUGGAGUCCCUGCGCCAGCAGAAGGAGAAGCUGCAGGAAGAGCUGAAGCAGGCGGAGAGGACCAUUGAUGAGCUGAAGGAGCAGGUGGAUGCUGCUCUGGGUGCAGAAGAGAUGGUGGAGAUGCUGACUGAGAGGAACCUGGAUUUGGAGGAGAAGGUCCGGGAGCUCCGAGAGACGGUCGGAGACUUGGAAGCCAUGAACGAGAUGAAUGAUGAGCUGCAGGAGAACGCCAGGGAGACGGAGCUGGAGCUGCGGGAGCAGCUGGACAUGGCAACUGCACGAGUCCGCGAGGCAGAGAAGCGGGUGGAGGCAGCGCAGGAGACGGUGGCCGACUACCAGCAGACCAUCAAGAAGUACAGAGAGCUGACUGCGCACUUGCAGGAUGUCAACAGGGAGCUGAUGAGCCAGCAAGAGGCUUCUGUGGAGCGGCAGCAACAGCCUCCGCCAGAGAUGUUCGACUUCAAGAUCAAGUUUGCAGAGACGAAAGCCCACGCCAAGGCCAUUGAGAUGGAGCUGCGUCAGAUGGAGGUGCAGCAGGCCAACCGGCACGUCUCCCUGCUCACCUCCUUCAUGCCGGACAGCUUCCUGCGCCACGGUGGGGACCACGACUGCGUCCUGGUGCUGCUCCUCAUCCCACGGCUCAUCUGCAAGGCUGAGCUCAUCAGCAAGCAGGCCCAGGAGAAAUUUGAGCUGAAUGAGAACUGUGCGGAGCGAGCGGGCCUCCGGGGGGCACCAGGGGAGCAGCUGAGCUUUGCUGCUGGGCUGGUGUAUUCCCUCAGCCUGCUGCAAGCCACGCUGCACAAAUACGAGCAGGCCCUGAACAAGUGCAGCGUGGAGGUCUACAAGAAAGUGGGGCUGCUCUACCCCGAGCUGAGCGUGCACGAGCGCUCCCUGGACUUCCUGAUCGAGCUGCUGCACAAGGACCAGCUGGAUGAGACGGUCAACGUGGAGCCUCUGACCAAAGCCAUCAAGUAUUACCAGCACCUGUACAGCAUCCACCUGGCGGAGCAAGCCGAGGACUGCACGAUGCAGCUGGCGGACCACAUCAAGUUUACCCAGAGUGCCUUGGACUGCAUGAGUGUGGAGGUGGGCCGGCUGCGGUCCUUCCUGCAGACGGGGCAGGAGGCCUCCGACUGGGCCAUCCUCCUCAAGGACCUGGAGACCUCCUGCAGCGACAUCCGGCAGUUCUGCAAGAAGAUCCGGCGCCGCAUGCCAGGCACCGACGCCCCCGGCAUCCCUGCAGCUCUGGGCUUUGGACAGCAGGUCUCGGACACGCUGCUGGAUUGCCGCAAGCACCUGACCUGGGUGGUGGCCGUGCUGCAGGAAGUGGCGGCCGCCGGCGCCCAGAUGAUCGCCCCACUGACUGAGAACGAGGGCCUGCAGGCGCUGAAGCUGGAGGAGCUGGCCUUCAAAGCCAGCGAGCAGAUCUACGGCUCCCAAGGCGUCAACCCCUAUGAGUGCCUGCGGCAGUCCUGCAACAUCCUCAUUGCCACGAUGAACAAGAUGGCCACAGCCAUGCAGGAGGGCGAAUAUGAUGCUGACAAGCCCCAGAGCAAGUCCCCUCCCCCUGUGGAGCUGCGAGCAGCCGCCUUGCGGGCAGAGAUCACGGAUGCAGAGGGCCUGGGGCUCAAACUGGAGGACCGGGAGACGGUCAUCAAGGAGCUGAAGAAGUCCCUCAAAAUCAAGGGCGAGGAACUGAGCGAGGCCAACGUGCGCCUGAGCCUCCUGGAGAAGAAGCUGGACAGCGCCUCCAAGGAUGCCGAUGAGCGGGUGGAGAAGAUCCAGACCAAGCUGGACGAGACCCAGGCUCUGCUGAAGAAGAAGGAGAAGGAGUUUGAGGAGACGAUGGAUGCUCUCCAAGCGGACAUUGACCAGCUGGAGGCGGAGAAGCUGGAGCUGAAGCAGCGGCUCAGCUCCCAGUCCAAGCGCACCAUCGAGGGCCUGAGGGGGGCCCCGGCCACCGGCAUCGCCUCGGUCAUCUCCGGCAUCACGGGAGAGGAGCAGCAGAGAGGUGUGGGUGCUGGACCGCUGGUGAUGGGGGGCUCGGGCCCGGUCCAGGUGAAGGAUUCCCCUCUGCUCCUGCAGCAGAUUGACGCCAUGCAGCGCUCCAUCAAGCACCUCAAGAACGAGAACAACCGGCUCAAGGGAGCUGAGAUGAGGAAGGAGCUGGCAUCGCUGCCCCCUCUGCGGGUUCCCAAGCUCUUGCUCCCCAAGGAUAGGCAAGGGGAGGCAGUGGUCUCCGGCUCCCUGUACCGCAAGACGAGCCAGCUGCUGGAGACCCUCCACCAGAUGAGUGCCAGCGCCAAGGUGGUGGACAUCACGCGGCAGAGGACAGCCGCCAGCCCAGCAGCCCAGCUCCUUGAGCAAGCCACCCGCCUGAAAUCGCUGAGUGAAACGAUCGACAAAUUGAGGGAUGAAGUCAUGAAGGAGACGGUCCUCCAGCACCCUGGAGCCAACGUCCCCACUGACUUUGGCACCUUCCCAUCCGUGCCCUUCCUGAAGGCCAGAGAGGAGCAGAAGGAGGACACGGUCUACCUGGGCAAAGUGACCUUCCCCUGCCAGCCGGGCCACGGCCAGGUGCACAGGCUGGUCCUCACCCCAGAGCAGCUGCACAAGCUCCACACACGCCUCAUCUCCUAAGCCGGCUCUUCCCCGCCCUGCCCGCCUCCCCCUGCCCGCCUCCCGCCCUCCAGGUGGCCAUUUUGCUGCAGCCCCUCCUGGCACUACUGACUCUCUCCUCAGCCUGUGUUUUGUGUGCCUGCGUCCUGCCCGCCCCCCAGCAGGUGUUCUGCUUCAGGUGACCACUCCACCCCUCCCUCCGUGAUGGACAGGGUCCUGCUGCUCCUGGGUCUCGGGCCAGGCUUUCCUUUCGUUUCAGCUUUAACAUCUUGUGGGGGACGGGGCAGGUAGCCUCCCCCUCUGCUCCUUGGGUUUGGCCUCACAGCCUGCCCCCAAGUUAGCUGAUUGAAAGCAGGGAGGGGAAUGGAGGGGAGUGCGUUCACCUGCCUGUUAGGGUUUGGGGGAGUGGCGGGGGCAUGGAUGAAAAGCUUCCAGACCCCUCUGCUUCAAGCACGUUGGCAGAGUUGCACACUGGUGUGAGCACUGGAUCCAUGCCUCAUCUCGGGCUCCUGCCUCAGAAGGCUGGGUGGGGAAGGAGCCAGAGCUGGCGGGGGCACCUGUCCAUGAGGGUCUCCUCCCCCCCCCCCCCGCAAAAAACACACACACUACAGGCCGCCUCCUGCAGCCCAGCACUUCCACGCACAGCCACGGCGGAUAACUUGUCGUCCUCUCCCUCCCUCCGGGGUCUCGAUCUUUUGGUGCUUUUAUUUUGGCGAGUACAUUAAGUGAGAAGCAUCGGCCUGUGGUUGGGCGCCCAGAGACCCACAGCCAUCCCCUUGCACCUUGAGGACGUGGAGCUCUUGAGACAAAUAAACUGUCUUAAACCAA